Molecule: messenger RNA, 2319 nt
Organism: Malassezia vespertilionis
Lineage: Eukaryota; Fungi; Basidiomycota; Malasseziomycetes; Malasseziales; Malasseziaceae
Gene: MRD1
Product: Multiple RNA-binding domain-containing protein 1
Exons: 2
Coding region: 1-2319 (772 amino acids)
Molecular function (GO): RNA binding
Source: RefSeq, a predicted model, not a curated record
AUGUCGCGCCUGAUUGUCAAGGGCUUGCCGCCCUACCUGACAGAGGCGCGUCUCCGCGAGCACUUUGCACAGAAAGGCGCCGUUACCGAUGCGAAGCUCAUGAAGCGCCCUGACGGUACCUCGCGACGGUUUGGGUUUGUGGGGUACCGUUCGGACGACGAGGCGCAAGCCGUGUGUGCGUUUUUCGACAAGACGUACAUCGACACUGCGCGUAUCAACGUAUCGAUGGCGAAGCAUAUCAACGACGAAACACUUCAGAAACGGCGCAGUCAGCAAGAAGAGCCUGCGGAGGUGCCACAAAGACGGGAAAAAAAGGGCAAAGGCAUUAGUGCCGGGGCGAAGCAUGCGUCGUUUGACGAAUUUCUUUCUGUCAUGGCGCCGAAACUGAAGCGGAAGUCGUGGCAGAACAAUGAGGAUUUCGAUCAGAUUGCGACGCCUGCACCGACAGAAACAGUGCCUGCGAAGAAAUUAAAGAAAGCUGCAAAGCAUGAGGCGGCGCAGCCGGCGGCGCCGUCCGACGAAGCGGCCAAAGAUGAUACCCUUUCUGAUCUUGAUUACUUGCGACGCAGGAUGCGCCACAGCGUUACCGGCGGGGAAAAGACAAGAGCGUUUGAACAGUCCGACUCGGAAGAGGAAGAGCAAGAAGACGUAGAGUUUGCCGCAGCACAAGCGCGGCGCAAAGCACAGCUGGAGGAGGAGCAGCGCAAGGACGAAGAGAAUGUUGAUACCAUUAUGCAAUCAGGCCGCCUGUUUGUACGCAACCUGCCAUUCUCUGCGACAGAAGAGGAACUCGAGCAUUUUUUUGCGGGAUUUGGCGCGGUGAACCAAGUCCAUAUCUCGCUCGACCCACACUCGAAAGCAUCCAAAGGCCUCGCAUUCGUCACCUUUGACGAUCCAGCGCAUGCCCUCGUUGCCUACCGCGCGCGCGACGGCGCCAUUUUCCAAGGACGUCUCUUGCACGUUUUACCCGCUGUGGACUUGCAGCCAAAGCCACAAAGCAGCGCUACUCUGAAACAGAAGCGGCACGAGGCGCGGCGCACCACGAGUGGCCGGGACUUUAACUGGAGCAUGCUGUACAUGAACAGCGAUGCAGUCGCCACGUCGAUUUCUGACCAGCUCGGCAUCCCCAAGACCGAUAUCCUGACCUCCGACGAGGCCGGCGCCAGUCCCGCCGUGCGCCUUGCGCUUGCCGAGACACGCGUGAUUCAGGACACAAAGCAGUUUUUCGAAGAGAAUGGCAUGCAGCUCGAGCACUUGCAUGACGUGCGUGAACGCAGCGACGAUACGAUCCUUGUCAAGAAUAUCCCCUACGGGACCAGCGGCGAGGAACUCCGCGCGCUCUUUGCCCACUUUGGCGACGUUGGCCGCGUUUUGAUUCCCCCGUCGAAUACCAUCGCCGUGGUAGAAAUGCCCAUCGUCGGGGAGGCGCGCGCAGCAUUUCGCGGGCUUGCGUACAAGCGAUUCAAAGAUUCGGUGCUGUACCUGGAAAAAGCGCCGGCUGCAUUCCUGCCCAAGGCUGGCGCUGGGAAGCACGAGACCAUCUCGGCGGUGCAAGGCAUUCGCGCGCCCGAUUCGAGUCGUACAUUGCUCGACACGCCUGCUACUGCCGAUGCAGGUACGACGUUGUUUGUAAAGAACCUGAGUUUCUCCACUACCAGCGCGCGUCUUGCCGACGCGUUCCGUGGCAUGGACGACUUUGUUUUUGCGCGCGUUCAGACCAAGCCGGAUCCCAAAGUGUUGGGCCGUACGCUGAGUAUGGGCUAUGGAUUUGUCGGCUUCCGCGUGCUGGACAGCGCCAAGCAAGCGCAAAAAGCCAUGAACAAUUAUGUGUUGGACGGGCACACACUUGCGGUCUCCUUUACAAAGCGUGGCCACGACGCCGACGACAGCAAACCGCAACGCGCGCCAAGCGCCAAGAUGCUCGUGAAGAACGUGCCGUUCGAGGCGACAAAGAAGGAUCUCCGCGCGCUUUUCGGUGCCUAUGGCCAGCUCAAGAGCGUGCGUCUUCCCCGGCAAGUGCAUGGUCGCACGCGUGGCUUUGGCUUUGUCGAGUUUGUCUCGCGACGCGAGGCCGAGAAUGCCAUGGCUGCUUUGCGGCAUACCCAUUUACUCGGCCGCCAUCUCGUCCUGGAAUGGUCCGGCGACGACGAUACGGACGGUGUGGAUGCUUUACGCGAAAAGACGCGCAAAGCGUAUGUGACCGAUGCCCACCGCACUGCCGUCACUGGGCAGCGCCAAAAGAUUCGCAUGGGUACACAGCAGAUUGCGGACGCGGUCGCGACAUCGCGUGCCUCGGAGGACGAAGAGGAGAAGGAGUAG